ACGAUUGUUUUAUAAAACGAGUUUUUAAUCGCCGGUAGCUAUUAUUAAAUUGUAAUAAAAAUGCAAAAGAAACGAGUCCGUGUAAAUAAUAUAUUGGAUAAAUUGCAUCGCGGUGUAGUUUAUACCUGUAUCGGUGUUACACUUUAUGGAACAUUUCUACUAGGAAUGCGUGUGCAUCGAUACCUUACUGUUGUACGGCCCCAAAGACAGGCGGAGCAACUGAAGAUGAUUGAAGAGGAAGGGCUUGAUAAAGCCAAAACCAUAACAACAUAGAAUUAUCUGUAAAUAAGUUUAUAAAAUGCUAAUAGUUGUAUUUGUUAAAUAAAUGUUGUAAAGAGUUAUUCCAAUCCCAAAAA
Molecule: messenger RNA, 356 nt
Organism: Bactrocera tryoni
Lineage: Eukaryota; Metazoa; Arthropoda; Insecta; Diptera; Tephritidae
Exons: 1
Coding region: 61-273 (70 amino acids)
Source: RefSeq, a predicted model, not a curated record